Poecilia latipinna (sailfin molly) is the source of this 1279-nucleotide messenger RNA. Its product is annotated as protein FAM57A-like. The record is from RefSeq and is a predicted model, not a curated record. Gene Ontology annotation, cellular component: endoplasmic reticulum; membrane. The transcript is spliced from 5 exons. Gene Ontology annotation, biological process: lipid homeostasis. The coding region runs from base 272 to 1084 and encodes 270 amino acids. NCBI's taxonomy places the organism in Eukaryota, Metazoa, Chordata, Actinopteri, Cyprinodontiformes, Poeciliidae.
UGGUGGCGGUAGAGAGUCAUUUAGUUUUCUAACCGCCAAUAACUCAAGAAAAGAAUAACUUUAAAAAAAAUCAAUGAUUUAUUUAUUUAUUUAAUAUAAACAGUUAUUAUUCUUUAGAAGAAGAAGCAGAAGAAUAAGGAAAGCAGAAUGAUAAUAACAACAAGAACAACAACUCCGGAUAGUUAGCGCUGUAGCACCGAUAUGUUGUGGUAAUAUGUAGCACGCAGAGUUUGUUUUGCAGGGACAAGGAUUUGCCGAGGCUGCUGAUAACAUGCUGGCUGCCUUGGUGUGUGGAGCUGCGGUGUUUCCAGGGCUUUUCUUCAGCAUCAGGAAGAUCUUAAAACACACCAGGACACAGUGGAGCGAAGCCGACGUCACCGUAGUCAGUGAGAGACUGCUUUCUGCUGUCCAUGGGUCGCUGGCCACUGCAGCUGGACUCACAGUUGUUUCAUCUUGCAGGGAUGUGAUGACUGAUAGUCACUGGCUGGUGAACAGUUUUGUCCUGUUUGGAGUUCCCUACAUGGCCUUUGACAUCUACGCCAUGUAUCUGAGCCACUUCCACACUGAGAGGAGCAGAGCUGGGUCCGAAGCGCCCAGUGGACACUCGCUGCAGACGGUCAGGGCUUUCCUUCGCAAGGACUGGAUGCUGGUUCUCCAUCACACGGCCCUGGUUUUUAUUUUCACACCCAUCACACUGUUUUUCAGGAGAGGUUUGGGGGAUUUCUUUAUUGGCUGCAUGUUCAUCACGGAGCUUAGCACUCCCUUCGUCUCCAUAGGGAAGAUCCUCAUUCAGCUGCGCCUCGAUGGCACCAAGCUGCAUACAAUCAACGGCCUCAUCGUGCUCCUGACCUUCUUCACGUGUCGCAUCCUCCUCUUCCCCUUCAUGUACUGGAUGUACGGCCGGCAGUUCGGCAUUCCGCUGCACCGAGUGGCCUUCCACCUGCCUCUGCACUGUAACGUGGGGAACCUGGUGCUGCUGGCUCCACAGGUCUACUGGUUCAUCCUGCUGCUGAGGAAAGCUCAGCGACUCUACCUGAGGCAGAGGAGGCCGCAGGUAGACGAAGAUGUGAAGAAGGCAGACUGACGAACUCUUUGGUCUGUUAAUUUACGACACUGAGACCAGAAGACAUGGCUUCUGUGCCUGGUUUUACUAAAGAUUUAUUUGGACUGAAACUUUUAUAAGUAUUAAGGCCAGUUUAAACUAAAAAUGAGAAUAAAGUCAAAUAAUGAGGAUAAAGUCAGAUUUUGACAUCUGAAUAAAGUUGUAGUAAACACACAA